AUGUUUCUCCUCCGCGCAGCCAUAUCUCUGCGGAGGACAAGGCAACCAUGGCAACAAGUAAACUUCUCUGUGAGAUUCUUCUCGCAUUGCCAUCAGCUAUCUGUGAAGCAAAUGCCACCACGCCCAAAGCUUAAUCCUGCUGAAAUUACUGGCACCUAUCUCAAGGGAUCGGGCCCCGGGGGUCAGGCUAUUAACAAAACCAACUCCGCCGUCCAACUCAUCCACAAACCAACAGGAAUCGUCGUCAAAUCCCAGGCGACGCGCUCGCGCACCCAGAACCAGAAAAUAGCCAUGGGUAUCCUGGCAGAGAAAGUCGAGCUUCAUCUAAAGGGCGAUAAGAGUAGGGCGGCUAUCGUGGCUGAGACGAAGAAGAAGAGGAAGGCCAGAAGUGUUAAGAAGGCUCGGAGGAAGUAUAGGAAGUUGGAGGAGGAGAAGAGGAAGAAGGAGUUAGGGAUGGAAGGGGAGGGGGAUGAGUUGGAGGGAAUAGAAGAGGUAGAAGGGAUAGAGGCGAAAGCUGAAAAGAAGUGA
Paracoccidioides lutzii Pb01 is the source of this 528-nucleotide messenger RNA. RefSeq lists its product as hypothetical. Gene Ontology annotation, biological process: translational termination. The coding region runs from base 1 to 528 and encodes 175 amino acids. Gene Ontology annotation, molecular function: translation release factor activity. The record is from RefSeq and is a predicted model, not a curated record. Gene Ontology annotation, cellular component: mitochondrion. The transcript is spliced from 2 exons.